Messenger RNA from Poecile atricapillus (Black-capped chickadee), 1103 nucleotides. It is a transcript of the gene COQ9, whose product is annotated as coenzyme Q9. The record is from RefSeq and is a predicted model, not a curated record. Gene Ontology annotation, cellular component: mitochondrial inner membrane. The coding region runs from base 84 to 1028 and encodes 314 amino acids. Gene Ontology annotation, molecular function: lipid binding. The transcript is spliced from 9 exons. Gene Ontology annotation, biological process: ubiquinone biosynthetic process. NCBI's taxonomy places the organism in Eukaryota, Metazoa, Chordata, Aves, Passeriformes, Paridae.
GCGGCUCGGCCCGGUCGGCUCCGCUCGCUCGUCCCGGUCUGACGCCGUCACCGUGACGUCAUCGCGCUCUGCCCGCUUCCAAGAUGGCGGCGGCGGGCGGGCUGCGGCGCGCGGGCUGGCGGCUGUGGCGGGGCCGCGCGGUGGUCAGGUGCCAGCAGUACCCACCGCUCCGUGCUCUCCAGGCCUCGGCCGCACUGAGGAGAGCCUCUGAUGAGCACAGGAAGGAGCCAUUGACAUCUUCCUCUCAGCAGCACUUUGAUUCACCUCCAGCUGGUCACCAGCCUGAACAGGAACCUCAGGGACCUCGCCCCAGUUACACUGGCCAGGGCGGCCAGGAGUCUGAGGACUAUGAGAGCGAGGAGCAGCUGCAGCAUCGAAUCCUCACAGCGGCGCUGGAGUUUGUGCCUGAACAUGGCUGGACUGCAGAGGCCAUUGCAGAGGGAGCCAAGACCCUGGGCCUCUCUGUUGCUGCAGCAGGGAUGUUUCACAGUGAUGGCAGUGAACUGAUCCUGCACUUUGUGUCUGAGUGCAACAGCAAAUUGUCCAAGUUGCUGGAGAAGGAGCAGAAACUAGUGCAGCUGGGUAAAGCAGAGAAGAAGCCUAUAGAUGAAUUCCUGAGAGAUGCUGUGGAAGCCAGACUGAGGAUGCUGAUUCCAUAUAUUGAAAAAUGGCCCCAGGCCCUGAGUGUCCUGUUGCUCCCACGUAACAUCCCUUCCAGCCUCAACCUCCUCACCAGCAUGAUUGAUGAUAUCUGGCACUAUGCUGGGGACCAGUCCACAGAUUUUAACUGGUACACUCGCCGGGCUGUGCUCACUGGCAUCUACAACACCACUGAGCUGGUGAUGAUGCAGGACUCGUCCCCUGGCUUUGAGGAUACUUGGCGCUUCCUGGAAAACAGAGUGGCUGAUGCCAUGACCAUGAGCAACACAGCCAGUCAGGUACAAUCCACUGGAGAAGCUGUUGUCCAGGGCCUGAUGGGAGCUGCAGUUACUAUCAAGAACCUGGCGGGGUUGAACCAGCGCCGGUGAGGCGGCAGCGGCGGCGAGCACCGGCGGGGCCGCGCCCCGUCCUUCCCCGGCACCAAUAAAGUCGUACUCAGCCUG